Molecule: messenger RNA, 1140 nt
Organism: Batrachochytrium dendrobatidis JAM81
Lineage: Eukaryota; Fungi; Chytridiomycota; Chytridiomycetes; Rhizophydiales
Exons: 7
Biological process (GO): post-translational protein targeting to endoplasmic reticulum membrane
Cellular component (GO): membrane; TRC complex
Molecular function (GO): protein binding; molecular adaptor activity
Source: RefSeq, a predicted model, not a curated record
CCAGAUAAUAUGAUUGAUAACAAGCAGAAACUAGCCUCAAAAAUAUGCCAAUUCCUGCAACAGAGUAUUGCUGAUGGCACAAUUAAAGCUGAUGAUGCUGAAGGAAUCGAAGUUGCUACUCAGUGUAUUGCAGAGGCAUUUGGGAUUGAUGCCAACAAGCUAGAGCAAGAUGAACAAGGCUCCAAGCCUACAAACUUGCUCUCUAUUUUCAAUGUUUUUCUUGCAACUCAAAAGAAACUGGGAAGCGAUAAUAUAUCUUCUGAACCUCGUUCUGGUCCUACAGAUGCACAAAAGAUGCAGGCUGAAGAAUUCAAGGCUGCUGGAAACAAAUUGAUGGCUGGCAAGAUGUUCCCACAAGCAAUCGAAAAGUAUACGCAAGCUAUUGCUCUAGAUGCAACCAAUGCCGUCUAUUUUGCCAAUCGUGCAGCGGCUCACAGUCAGGAUGGAAACCAUGAUGAUGCAGCUGUGGAUGCACGAUCCUCAAUUAAACUUGAUCCUUCGUAUAGCAAGGGCUAUUCUCGUUUAGGGUUGGUUCUACUUGCAUGGUUAGAUUUUGUUAUUUUUCUAAACUAAUAUUAUUCUAGUCAUGCUCUUUUCUGCGUUGGAAAAUACUCCGAGUCCAUCGAGGCGUAUGAAGGUGGAUUGAAAAUCGAACCAGGAAAUGCUUCGAUGCUUCAAGCUAUUCAAGCUGCAAACGCAAAGUUGGCAACUUCCUCUACUGCUUCUCGUAGUACCUCUGCACCUGGAAAUUCGGACUCUGGAGCAAUGCCUGAUCUUGCUGGAAUGGGUGGUUUAGGCGGCAUGGACUUUUCUGCAAUGAUGAGCAAUCCCAAUUUUAUGAGCAUGGCUGCAAAGAUGAUGAAUAAUCCUCAGAUUGCUGAAAUGAUGAAGAAUCCAGAAAUGGCAAAAAUGGCCCAAAAUAUGAUGAGCGACCCAAAUGCUUUGAGUGGUUUACUCAAUAACCCCAAAAUGGCUGCUAUGGCCGAACAGUUUGGAAAGAAAUAGGUUGCAACCUGUGCAUCCAAACAUUGGGUCAUUGUCUUGAACUUACUUGAAAAUCUUAUGACCCAUGACUUUGGUUUAGUUUGCAGUUGAAGGGAAUAUACAGAUGCAAUAAACUCGUGAAAUAUUGUUUUGUUU